Paramormyrops kingsleyae is the source of this 1718-nucleotide messenger RNA. It is a transcript of the gene ap1m2, whose product is annotated as adaptor related protein complex 1 subunit mu 2. NCBI's taxonomy places the organism in Eukaryota, Metazoa, Chordata, Actinopteri, Osteoglossiformes, Mormyridae. Gene Ontology annotation, biological process: intracellular protein transport; vesicle-mediated transport. The record is from RefSeq and is a predicted model, not a curated record. Gene Ontology annotation, cellular component: clathrin adaptor complex.
CUCCGGAAAGAGGAAACCCGGGAUCCAUGAUCACCCCGUUCGGCCUCAUUCUGCCCGAUGGGAGCUCAGCUCUAGGUGUUAGCUGGACAGUCUUUAAAUGGUAGUAGUGUGCGCGUAAGGAUAAACCGGUUUUAAUCCACGUCCACCAUGUCUGCCUCGGCUGUCUUCAUUCUGGAUUUGAAAGGAAAGGUGCUGAUAUGUCGGAACUACAAGGGAGAGGUGGACAUGGCAGAGAUAGACCACUUCUUGCCCCUCCUCAUGCAACAGGAAGAGGAGGGGCUACUCAGCCCUGUUAUAGUGCAUGGCACUGUUAACUUUCUAUGGAUCAAGCACAGCAACCUGUACUUGGUGGUCAUCACCAAUAAGAACUCCAAUGCAGCCUUAGUCUAUACUUUCCUGUACAAACUAGUUGAGGUUUUCACAGAGUACUUCAAAGAGCUGGAGGAAGAGAGCAUUCAGGACAAUUUUGUGGUCGUGUAUGAGCUGCUGGAUGAGCUCAUGGACUUCGGAUUUCCUCAGACGACAGAUAGCAAGAUCCUACAAGAGUAUAUUACUCAGGAGGGCACCAAACUGGAGGUGGCCAAGACCAAGGUUCCCACCACUGUCACCAAUGCCGUGUCCUGGAGAUCUGAGGGAAUCAAGUACAAAAAGAACGAGGUCUUCAUUGAUGUCAUCGAGUCUAUCAAUGUGUUGGUGAACGCCAACGGAAAUGUAAUGAGCAGCGACAUCGUGGGCAGCAUCAAGCUGAAGACGAUGCUCUCGGGGAUGCCCGAGCUGCGGCUGGGCCUCAAUGACCGUGCUCUCUUUGCUCUCACUGGUCGGGACAAAGGGAAAUCGGUGGCAAUGGAGGACGUGAAGUUCCACCAGUGUGUACGACUCUCCCGGUUCGAUAGCGACCGCACCAUCUCCUUCAUCCCACCGGAUGGGGAGUCUGAGCUGAUGUCCUACCGCAUCAACACUCAGGUGAAGCCGCUGAUCUGGAUCGAGUCGGUUAUCGAAAGGUUCUCUCACAGUCGGGUGGAGAUCAUGGUCAAGGCUAAAGGGCAUUUCAAAAAACAAUCAGUGGCUAAUAAUGUGGAAGUCAAAGUACCUGUUCCAAGCGAUGCUGACUCACCCAAGUUUAAAACGACUACUGGCCAUGCCAAAUAUGUCCCCGAGAAGAACCUGGUUGUGUGGACCAUUAAGUCAUUCCCAGGGGGGAAGGAGUUUCUGAUGAGAGCCCACUUUGGGCUCCCCAGUGUGGAAAAUGAUGAAGCGGAGGGCAGGCCACCAAUCACUGUCAAUUUUGAAAUACCCUAUUUCACUGUGUCUGGAAUACAGGUGCGGUACAUGAAGAUCAUUGAGAAGAGCGGCUAUCAGGCUCUGCCUUGGGUCAGAUAUAUCACUCAGAGUGGAGAUUAUCAGUUGCGAACCUAGACCAGUGAACCACUCACUUGUCCAUCUGAUGUUUGAAAGACAAUAGUAAUCCUCUAUCCUGAACACCAUCUUACAUGCUAAAUGACCGAGAAUUUCACAGAAGGGAAGAGUUGACAUUUUGAUUUUCUCUCCAAAUAUCUAUAUUUGAAUUUAAAAUAUGUAAAUAAAAAUUAAAUAAAUAUGAAUCACCAAAGAGGUAUUUUAAUGAUAUUGUUUUCCUGAUUUGGAUUUUUUGUGUGGAGAUAUUAAAUUAUGUGGGUAUUAAUAAAAAAUGUUUCAAAACCCUGAGAAAUGCGCUUAAA